AGAUGAAAUAUUCUAUGUUUGCCCAGAUGAGACUAUAGAAAAGACUGAAUACACAGAAAGAUAUAGAAAUGCUUCCUAACCAAGAGCCUCGUGAGCAUACAGAAAUAGUUCCAAUGGAUUUUCUCAGGCAGAGGCCGAAAUCGGCAACAAUGAGACUAAAAAAUAUAGACACCUCCUUGAGUGAUCGGAGAAUCACUUUCCCUACCGUAAAGUCAGCCGUCAGUCAGUUCGUUCAAAUUAACAGCCGCAACCGCAGUGCUGGGACUCGAACGUUAGCUGUUUCAUUGCCAGACCCGGAUUCUCCAUGUGAGCACAGUUUAGUUGAAAAUACAGGUGUGCGCAUGCGUUAUACUCAUGGGGUACCUUGCGAUGUGGAUCUCUUGAGUAAAGAACGACAACAGACAAUGACUCAACUUUACCAUGAGUUGGCGAUGGAUUCAGUGGAUGUCGUGUUCGAUGCCAACGACCCCGAAUCCCGAAGAAGCUGUUCGCCUAAGAAAAUAAUUGCCGGAAGUCCAGCUCUACUGGGUAUGCAAGCGCAAAUUCAUUCUCUGACGGAGACUUUUGCUCGUCAAUGUAAGAUACCAAAAAGCAGAUCAUUGCCAGAUUCUGCUUGUUUCCACAGUAUUCAGACUAUGACGUCACCUGAGAAUCAUCAAUCAUCACAGACUGUUCAAGAUGCAACAAAGGAAAAUAAGCUUAGCAAAACAAAAGACGAUGUAAAUUUGGAGUAUGAGAAACUCCCACCCGUUGUAACUCCACCACUAAAUGGGAACGAAACUCCAAUACUCAAAGACAAUGGCACUGAUCGCCGACACACAUGCAAGAAGAAAGUCACCAAGAGCAAACAAAGUAAGAAAAACAAGAAAAAAGAAGCAGAAGACCAUCACGAUUUUGUUGUUACGGACGGAAUCAUUAAUCCGGCCAUCCACAGAGACGCUUACAUCCGGGCGUUACAGGACGCUCGGUCAAAGUAUUUCCGAAAAACCUUGCCCGAUUCCCUCGUCACGGAACCUUACAAGUUUUCUUAUUUUGAUGUGACAAAUAAGAACGAGAGGGGGAAACCACCAAAAGAAAGAGAUUUCCGGAAUUAUGUCGGUAUGAAACGAAUAUUUGGUGACAUUCGAUUGGAUGAUUACUAUUCUCUUAGAUAUACAGGGAAAUACAUCAGCAAAAAACCAGAAGUUAGGACCUUACUGAAGGACAAUGUGCAAUAAAACAGGAUUCCCUUUAUGGUGCUCUAAGCUACUGGGCUUGUAAAUGGUUUAUGCUAAAUCCUGUGCACGACAGAGAUUUCUUUUUAUACAUGUAGCUAUGCACAUAUAUUUAUCGUACCUUUGAGAAAAUUUCCCUGUCACAUCAUUUGAUAGAAUAUCAGUGCUUCACUUUAUUGGAGGUUGUGACGAUUUGAAAUUAGACUCAAUAAAUGGAAUUUUCAUAAAACAAGAAAAUUAAUGAAGACGUAACUGUUCAGUAUUCAUAUACCUGUAAUUUAAUUCUGUUGACUGAUUAAAGAGUAUGUCUUUUUAGAUAUGUAAGUCGUACUGCCAUGGGAUGCACUGGAUUUAUGUCAUUAAUUUUUUCAUUAACCAAAUAUAUAUGUUUGUAUAUUUUUCAGCAAGAGUUAUGGGCUAAUGGCCUAUGUGCCAUUCAUGUCUUGUGUGAAGACUUGUACAGUGUUCUACAGUACUACUUCAGUUUUA
Saccostrea cuccullata (small rock oyster) is the source of this 1703-nucleotide messenger RNA. RefSeq lists its product as uncharacterized. Lineage: Eukaryota; Metazoa; Mollusca; Bivalvia; Ostreida; Ostreidae. Bases 69 to 1217 code for a protein of 382 amino acids. The record is from RefSeq and is a predicted model, not a curated record. The transcript has a single exon.